This is a messenger RNA of Ostertagia ostertagi, 1092 nucleotides long. The record is from the annotation of a GenBank genome assembly. NCBI's taxonomy places the organism in Eukaryota, Metazoa, Nematoda, Chromadorea, Rhabditida, Trichostrongylidae.
AUGGUGAUAGGUUUGACUUUCCAGCGCGCCUAUGUCACCUUACUGCAGCAGGAAUCAGCCUACAAAGGUAGCACGUUCUACAAAUCGGAGGACCCUGACAACAACUAUAAAUGGACAUUUGGCAGCGCGUUCUUCUUCUCCAUGAAUGUGUACACGACAACGGGUUACGGUUCUAUCGCUCCUGAAUCCAUCGCUGGUAGAUCAUGUGUGAUGGUUUAUGGAUUCCUAUUUGUCCCGCUGACCCUGGUUGUGCUACGAGACCUCGGUCAAUGGGCGCUCGUCCACACCACCAAAGUCUACGCUCGCUUGCUGAUCAUGUUCAGAAGAGCUCGUGGUUAUGAGGAAACCAAAGACGAUGAGUUGAUCUCACUACCAAUCAAAUUCUGCAUGUUCCUUAUGUUGGCCUAUUUAUUGUUUGCUAGUUUAUUCAUAUACGAGUAUGAUGCGCUGUCAGGACCUCCUGGUUCGGGCAUUGAUUUCUUUCAUUCGUUCUACUUCUCUUUCAUAUCGAUGACAACAAUUGGACUCGGAGAUAUCAUGCCAAGUAACGUAACGUUUGCUCCUAUUAUUACGGUAUUAUUCUUCUUCGGUAUGCCAAUACUCAAAGUCAUUGGCAACAGGAGCACAUUAUCUGCGUUGGUUGAGAAAUUGGAGGUUCGUUCUCCUUUAGGAACAUUGACAGUGUUCGAAAAUCGGCUCGACAGUUGCUGGACGGGCGUUCAACCGAAUGACACGGAGGUCUGUCCGAUAGAACUUUCUCACGAUCUCGGCCUUACCUUCCUUGUUCUCAAAAAUGAAAUUUUCAGGCUCAGCCAGGUAUCACCUCGUCCUUCCAUACGAAGUCGGCGAAGUGGCAGUGAAGCCCGAGAUGGUGACUCUUCUGACGAGGAGACCGGAGCCAAUCAAAUGCUGAACAACUUCACUAUUCGCUCCAUCGCGACGUUCAUGCGAUCGCAUUCGGACGUCUACGGUGGCGAUUUCGGUCGUGUGAAUCUGAGGCGAGGAGACCUGCUGCCUCACAACCACGACACCGUCCGUUCGAUGUCAUCAGCUACACGUCGCAACACGGAACAGACACAAACACCUCGCUAG